Molecule: messenger RNA, 1289 nt
Organism: Solanum lycopersicum (tomato)
Lineage: Eukaryota; Viridiplantae; Streptophyta; Magnoliopsida; Solanales; Solanaceae
Product: protein-ribulosamine 3-kinase, chloroplastic
Source: RefSeq, a predicted model, not a curated record
AAAGGUAAAAAAAAAAUUCAAAAAAAAUGAAGAAUCAACUAUCAAGAACCACUAAAAAAGUGGAGAAAUAUCUCCAGGCAAAAGAGGGCAAAAAAUGGCUGUAGCACUCUUGGGGAGUAUUUCCUUUUCCUCCUCCAUGCCUUCUAUAUCUUCCCCUUCUCUCCAACACCCUUUCAACUUCAACAAGCACAAACCUCUAAUUGUGGCUGCAAUGAGUGAUGAUCCAGUUCGUGAAUGGAUCCUUUCAGAAGGAAAGGCAACAAAGAUCAAAGGAAUCAGUCCAAUUGGUGGUGGGUGCAUAAAUCGGGCAACUCGUUAUGACACUGAUGCUGGUUCGUUUUUUGUUAAAACAAACAGGAGUAUUGGACCAUCAAUGUUUGAGGGAGAGGCAUUGAGUUUAAAUGCUAUGUACGAAACAGGGUCAAUCCGUGUACCAAAACCAUAUAAAGUUGGAUCUCUGCCAACUGGUGGCUCGUAUAUCAUUAUGGAAUUUAUUGAGUUUGGUGCAUCUAGAGGCAAUCAGUCUGCAUUAGGAAGGAAGCUUGCUGAAAUGCACAAAGCGGCAAAAUCUGAGAAGGGGUUUGGCUUUCACGUUGACAAUACUAUUGGCAGUACUCCACAGAUAAACACAUGGAUGUCAGAUUGGGUUGAAUUUUUCGCGGAACACAGAUUGGGAUACCAGUUGAAGAUGGCUCGUGAACAGUAUGGAGAUCCAAUCAUUUAUGAAAGAGGGCAAAGGCUAGCAAGGAACCUGGGACCUUUAUUCAAAAAUGUUGUCAUAGAGCCAUGUUUGUUGCAUGGAGAUUUAUGGAGCGGGAACAUGACAUAUGACAAGAAUGGCGAACCUGUGAUUCUUGACCCUGCAUGUUACUAUGGGCAUAAUGAGGCAGAAUUUGGAAUGUCAUGGUGUGCUGGAUUUGGAGGAGAUUUUUACAAGGCUUACUUUGAGGUGAUGCCUGAACAACCUGGUUUUGAAGAAAGGAGAGAUUUAUACAUGCUGUAUCACUACCUAAAUCACUACAACUUGUUUGGAUCGGGUUACCGAUCUUCUGCAAUGUCCAUAAUUGAUGACUAUCUACGGAUGCUCAAUGUCUAGACACUAUUUUUUUUUCCUCAUUCACUUCAUUUCUUGUACAUGUAAAAGCUUUUGUCUUUCUGUAGUUGUUGGCCAUUUUGAAGAGCCGUUUGUACAUUUAUAACUGUGGUACUCCUUCACACGUCUUGUAUAAUCAUUUCGACAGAAAAUGCCAUUUUUCAUCUAUUUCAAGUGAACAUAUGUAUUAAACUGA